AAGGUUCAGUUCCAAGUGUAUUUGCAUCAGCUUCCUCCUCCGUAUCACAACCUAGUACAUCAAAACAGAUUGAAUCAGCCAAAAGCUUGUUCGUGGAGGUGGAAUGUCAGACUGAUCCUCCACAAACAAUGUCAGUGGGAACACAGACAGAACUGACAAAGAUGUCUGUUGGCACACAGCUAUCUACUGGUACACUGAGAGAAACACACACUAGGAGCAAAGGAUUACAAGCAACAGUUUCUUUUAAAAUUGUUGGCACAGAAACCACUGCAGCUGUUUAUGAUGUACCAUUUUCAGCAACACCUGUAAAGGCUACUGGAUUUCGACCACAUAAAAGACCUAGACUGGACUUGGAGGAGGAAGAAGAGGUGGAGGAAGAAGAAGGGUCAGUCAGAGAACCUCAUGACUCAACCUUUAAUCCAGGAGACUCUACAAUAUCUGAGGAAUCUGAAAUUUCGUUUGUGCAGAGGACAAUCUAUGGUGAUAACAAAUUCAUUGUGUUUGAAACCUGCCUGCGUGAGCUGUUUGCCACAUGCCCGAUAUGUAAACACAAGUGUGAUGUAAGUCUACGCCGGAUUGGUACAUAUGUGGCAUUCCUCCAGCUUUGCCCCAAGUGCAGUUACCACAAGCAAUGGGAGAGCCAGCCCACUGUUGGUAGUAUGCCCGUCGGAAACCUUCAGUUAUCUGCAGCCACGUAUUUUACCGGAGGAUCAUUCAUCCAAGUGCAAAAGAUUUGCAAGGGCAUGCAAUUACAGAUUUUUACGUAUGAAACAUUCCGGAGACAUUGUAGGAGCUUCCUAGAGCCUGCCAUAAUCCACAAAUGGAAAAGUGACCAACAAAAACUUUUCCAGAAGUUUAGACAGAGUGGAAACAUUGGCCUUGCUGGAGAUAUGCGUGCUGACUCACCUGGACAUUCAGCCAAAUAUGGGAGUUACACGUUGAUGCACACAGAGAGCAGCACUAUUUUGGACAUACAACUUGUUCAGAGUAAUGAAGUUGGCGGUAGUUACCAUAUGGAGAAAGAGGGCCUAAAGAGAUGUCUUGAUCAUCUAGAGUCAAGUGGCUUAACAGUUGACUACAUUGUGACUGACCGUCACACUCAGAUACAGAAAUAUUUGAGAGAACGCAGCAUUAAUCAGUUUUACGAUGUGUGGCAUUUUGAAAAAGGUCUGUCAAAGAAGCUUGAGCAACUAUCAAAAAACAAGGAGUGUGUAGUUUUGAAGAAGUGGCUUCGUAGCAUAAGGAACCAUGUCUACUGGAGUGCUUCAACUUCUACAACAGGACCAGAGAAGGUAGCUAAGUGGUCAUCCAUUGUGAAUCACAUUCAGAAUGUGCAUGUACACGACAGCCCCAUCUUCCCAAAGUGUGCCCAUCCAGACCGUGUGUCCAAGAAUGCUGCGAAAUGGUUUAAUCCAGCAUCGCUGGAACUCCACAAAGUUGAGAAGGUUCUCUGCAACAAGAGGGUUCUCAGAGAUGUGGCAAAGUUAAGUCACCACUUUCAGACAUCAUCGCUGGAGGCUUUCCACAGCUUGAUACUGAAGUUUACACCCAAAAAUGUAGUGUUUCCUUUCAUGGGAAUGUUGUGCAGAUUGUUCCUUGCAGUUCUACACCAUAACGAGAACAUUGGUCGAGAACAAGCAACAACUGCAACAGGGAAACCAGUGUUCAAAGUGGUGUUUCCCAAGUCUAAGAAGGGAGAACCCAUUGCAAGGCCAUUGAAAACAGAGCCUACAUACAAUUACGUUGAUGACCUAAUGAGGCUCGUCUUCGAGGAGGUUAUAGUAGACCCUGCACCUUUUGUUGAGGAGCUACAGGCAAUUCCUGUUCCCAUGGCCGUUUCUGCCGAGUUCGAGAGACCCUUGAAGGAGAACAAUUGCUCGCCAUGUAUCCCGGUUCAGUCGAGAGGUGGCCGAAAGCCAACAUAG
This is a messenger RNA of Cyprinus carpio (common carp), 1925 nucleotides long. RefSeq lists its product as uncharacterized. The record is from RefSeq and is a predicted model, not a curated record. Lineage: Eukaryota; Metazoa; Chordata; Actinopteri; Cypriniformes; Cyprinidae.